Messenger RNA from Platichthys flesus (European flounder), 4786 nucleotides. RefSeq names its product macoilin. The record is from RefSeq and is a predicted model, not a curated record. The transcript has 11 exons. Gene Ontology annotation, biological process: neuronal signal transduction. NCBI's taxonomy places the organism in Eukaryota, Metazoa, Chordata, Actinopteri, Pleuronectiformes, Pleuronectidae. The coding region runs from base 936 to 2900 and encodes 654 amino acids. Gene Ontology annotation, cellular component: rough endoplasmic reticulum membrane.
UUAGACACGCCUACAUUUCAUAUAUAUAUGAAGUGAGGUUUAAUAGCAUGACAUGUCUCGCAAGGGUCGAUUGCUGUGACUGUUAAAAUGGUUUGUUUAAGAUUAAAAACUACUACAAAGACAUGCCACACAAUAUUAAAGAAAUGCAAGAUCAGUAAAGUACAAAAAAACAAAGAGAAGCAUAAAAAUUACAAACCUUUGAAAAUUACCUCAAAGAUAAAUUAAACAACCACUUAGGUCAUAAAACUAACACAAAUACACAUUGAUUUAACAUAAAUGAACAUAAAAAGACCUUCAACAAACACAAAACUACCAAAAUUUGGCUUUUCAACAACUUUCUUCUGAUCCGUCCAAAAUCGGACAUUCAUGCAUUCAUAAAUUUAUACUUUUGUAUUGAAGUAAAACAUAAUGCAAGUAACUAUAUGUGUUGACUGCAACUGUACCAUUGAAACACAGGAGGGUCAGAUUGGCGUAAGACAAAGGUUAAUAAAUAAACAUUGAUAACAUGUACAUGUACACAUUUUUACAAUGGGUCUAUAAAGCAGUUUGUAUAAUUAUCAAUAUUAAUAUUAUAAUAUUGAUUUUAUUAUUAUAGUGGGUGUGUUCAGUGUGCAGAUCUGCUCCCCUCCUGCGUCCAGCACUGGUAGGUGCACCCUCUACUGCGCAUGCGCCGACCCGCUGGUCGCCUCUAUUUGUUCCCAGACAUCAUCAUCAUCAUCAUCUUCUUCUUCAUCAUCCUCAUCUUCAUCAUCAUCACAGGUUGAACUGAACAUCCUCUGCCACAAAGACGCAUCUCUCGCUCUCUCUGGUAUUUGGAUGUAGUCUCUCGCUCUGAUCUGUCUUUUGUUGUCGGCGAGACACAGCGCGGAGCAGCAGAGGAAGAGGAAGAGGCGGGAGGAAGAGGAAGCAGCCUUAAUCAUAAUAAUCAUAAUAAUAUGAAGAAACGCUUUGUGGACGCGAGCAGGCUGCGGAAGAUGAAGAAGCUGAAGAUCACGGAGCGUCUGUCUGAGAGUGCGUACACCUUCCUGAAGUUUAUGGUGAUGUGGACUGUGGUGCUGCUGGCGGAUUUCAUCCUUGAAUUCAGACUGGAGUACCUGUGGCCAUGCUGGCUCUUCUUCGGCAGCGUGUACACAACGUUCCACUGCCACGGCCUGGUGAUCUGUGUGGUCUUCGUCUGCGCUGCCUUCACUCUCGACAUCUUUUGUUUGAUUUUUGUUCCUCUGCACUGGCUGUUCUUUGUGGCCAGCACCUACGUGUUAUUCAAUUACAUAUGGCACACAGAGAAGGGCAUCUGCAUAUCCACGGUGUCCCUGUGGAUUAUACUUGUGUACACAGAGGCUUCGCUCCGACUCAAGGACCUGAAAACCUCUCACGCCAACCUGUCUCAUCUUUUCGCUGCACACUGUAUUGGAUAUCCUGUGGUAUAUCUGGGGUUUGAUGCCACCUGCUACUUCACCAACAUCUUCAAGCUGCGCAUACAGAGAGCUGUUCAGAGCGAGAACGACUUCCACAUGCACCUCCUGCAGCACUCGCUCCCCCCGGGCCUGCAGGUCUUCCCCAAGACGAGCGCCGACGGCAGCAGCAACUCCAAAUGGAAGAUAAAGACCGAGUCCAGUCAGUACCAGUGUCAGAACGGUGCUGUCGUGGCCCAGGAUGAGGCACACACUGUGGACUGCCUCCAGAUCCGCAGCGAGGAGAGAGUGACAGAGAAGGGAGUGCAGGAGGUGAGGUCAGCUGAGUCGCACCGGCGGCAAUCGUCGACCAAACACGGGGCCGCCGGUGAGUCCAGAGAUCUGCUGCCCGGUGCUGCGGGAGGACCAGACUCCUCUGCAACCCCGGAACCUCUACCUCAGGAGGAGCAGGGAAGCAAAGCCACGCGGGCGGCCAAAAGCUCCUCGCCCAAAACUCGAAGCAGCACCAACACGCCGUCUCCACCUGCAGCGAGGACCGAGAAGAAACAGAGGUCCAGCUCCAAAACGGUCAGCCCCAACCGGGACGUGGCGGACAAGACAGCUCCUCAGAACCACCACGCUGAGCAGACGAACAAGCUGGAGCAGGAGCUGAGGAAGCUGAGGGGGGAGCUGCAGGCGAGCAGGCAGAGCGAGCAGGAGCUGAGGAGUCACAUGUGCAACCUCACCAACAGCGAGCGGAGCCUGAGACCGGAGGUGUCUCUGCUCCGACAGUCCAACAUCCUGCUGCAGGGCAAGAUUCUGUGUCUGUCUAAAACCAAGCAGCGGGACAAACAGAGCGGUGUGAUGCUGGAGAAGAAGACCAGAGCGGAGACGGACGCCCGACUCUUUGCUGAGAAGCAGUUGGCUGAUCUUCAGGCCCAGAAGCUGGAGGAGGCCGCCAGCUCAGCCCGGAGCCUCACAAACAGGCAGGAGCACUGUGAAACCCAAAUGUUAAGGAAAAGGGUAAAAGAUCUAGAGACAGAGUACAGACAACUACAGCUGGAGAAUCAAGUGAAAGAGAAUCGGGUGGUAGAUCUAGAGAGGGAUGUUGAGUCCUCACUGUCGGUGUGCUCUUGGACUCAGGCGUUGGGAAAGUACCGCUGUGUGGAGAAAGAGACGGACAUGCUGCUGUCCACGCUGUCGGCCAUGCAGGAGAAGGCUCAGCAUCUGGAGUACAACCUGAGCGCAGAGACUCGCAUCAAACUGGACCUGUUCUCCGCACUGGGAGACGCCCGCCGACAGCUGGAGAUCGCUCAAGAUAAGGUGAUGAAGCAGGAUCGGGAGAUCAGCGAGAUGAAGCAGAAGAUCGCGGAGGUGAUGGCCGUCAGCCCCGGUGUCUCCUACAUGUCCCCCCGGCCUCAGGUGCCACAGUAUCUCACCAAGCUGCUCAACUCCGAGCGCUACAUGCUGAACCCACGAGCGCUGAUGUACCAGUGUCUGAAGAAAUGAAGGAACGCCAGAUCCCCGGACCUCCUCGCCAUCCUAAAAAAACUGGCGGGGGAGGGAUUUGAAUGGAUUUUUUUUAUCAGAGAGCUAAAUGACAACACACAGUCGCCUACUUCCAGCCAUGAGUGGAACCAGAAGGAGCCUCCACAAGUCGAAUGCCUUUAGCUGCACUGACGGUGCUACUUCAUUCUGUGUAUUUCACGUCUCCUCUCGCACAUCACGAGCUGGGAACCAAGAGAUCUGAUAUGCAGAGCUGCCGCAGGCACGAGCUUUAUGUGACGACGCCGCCAUGACAGUGUCCACCAUCAAACUGGGAUGCAACAGAGAAAAGCACAAACAUCUCGACCAGUUCACACACUGAAGGUUUGUGGGGAAACUGGUGCUGGGUUUUUAAACAUCUGACAAAAGAGUAGAUGAAGCGGCUGUAAAUGUUUAAUCCAAAUGAAACUGGACCCGGUCGAUCUGCCGCUCUCCUCUAGGAUCUGAAAUGAUCUCACACCCGUAAGUAUGAAUUCAUCCUUACCUAUGAUUUCCGAUUACUUAAGUUCAAAUUGUGCAAGUACGGUAAUUUCUUUACGUUACAGACAAACUAACAAGUUACCGACUGCAGCUUUAAAAAGACAAAUCGUUUCCUGACAUUGAAGGAGAAACUAAACUCCAAAUUCAAUUAUUGUUCUUACACACGGUUGUAAGAUUGAAGGAAAUACAAUCAUCUUUGUUUUAAUCGUUGUUACAGAUUUCUCUUGAUCUGCAGUGAUGCUGAGGAAAUCUAAUUAACAUGGUCAAAUUGAUUUUAUCUCUUCGACUCGAAUGAUUUUUGGUGUUUUUGAGGACCAUAUUAUUGAAUUGGCCUUUUUAUAUUCCUAGUGAACAAUGACCUUGAACCAGGAAACUUACACUGAAGCAGCUAAAUAGAAAUAAGCCAUUUUUAUUCGUAUCAUUUACACCUCUGCUUUUUCAUAUUUGAAAAUAUCUCAUGUGGAAAAAGCCUUAUUAUGUAAAACAAAUAUACAUUCUGAAGCUUCAACAGAUGUUGGUCCACUUAGCUUUAAAAACGUUGAACUCAACAUUUACUCACACUAGUAUGAUAAUAGAGAAAUGAUACCAUUGAAUCAUGUCCUGAACCUUAUUCUGUUCAUGGACUUCAGCUGUAUUUAAAACCUUUCAACAGAGCAAAUAUGCAACAAUUAUUGUCAGGGCCCGAGGACUUCGAUCAUUCAAAAUUGAAAUCCAGACGAAAAUGAUAGGUUCAUUAAAUUAUUGGCAUAUUUCUAUUCUUUGCCGACUUUGUUUGAAAUUUCUAGAGCGACAUCUGAGUGUUUCCCCUGAACAAUGACGCCAUGUUAAUUUGUCUGUGAUUGAGCUGGUCACCUUGAGGAGAUGCAGCAGCAACAGGAGCUCAGCUUGUUUCCACUGACAGCUGAAAACUAAACGUUGAUGCUCGGCAGCUUUCUGUCUCGCAAACGGAGAAAAGAGAGAGAGAAUGUGUUCAAGAGUGACGCCAUCGGCCGGAAUUAGAGUCAAAGCAGAGUUGUGACAUAAGAAGGAACGGUGUCGACCAAACGUGGCUCAUGAAUUUAAUUACUGUGCCUAUAUACGCUACUUUCAACCUGGGAAGUGAAACACAGAUUUAAUGUGAAAGAGUAAUGUGUUUGAAUUGAAGUGCUAUGUACUGUUUUUGUAGUUUUAUUUUUUAUUUUGUUGUUUUUUUUUAACUCACAAUGUACAGAAUUGAAAAUCGCCCGCUGAAAAACACUCAUGAACUGGAUGUCGCCAUUUUGGUAGCUUUUUCUUUAGAGUGUUCGUUUCUAGGGCGUUUUAUAUGGAAAAAUAUUUUUAGUCUCGCUGUACUUUUAUUAAAACUGCUGUAAUUUUGUACGGCAAAUGUG